Molecule: messenger RNA, 3113 nt
Organism: Drosophila subobscura
Lineage: Eukaryota; Metazoa; Arthropoda; Insecta; Diptera; Drosophilidae
Product: E3 ubiquitin-protein ligase ZNF598
Exons: 6
Coding region: 221-2851 (876 amino acids)
Biological process (GO): protein ubiquitination; rescue of stalled cytosolic ribosome
Molecular function (GO): ribosome binding; ubiquitin protein ligase activity
Source: RefSeq, a predicted model, not a curated record
AAAUUAAAAAAUUGUCGUCGUGUUUCCUCGUGUUGUGGAAAAUAUUAAAUAAAUCAGAUUUUAAAGGUUUUUUUGGUGCUACACACCCAAACGCAAGCUAAAUAGGCUGCGACAUCUGGAAGAACCCAAGUUCACAGUCCAUACAACACACCAGAAGCGUUUUUAGACUCGCAAAUCAAAGACCUUGGCAACAAGUAACUUUCCCCCUCUGGCCGACAAAAUGCACAACUUUAAGCAGAGAGGCACGAACAGGGGCAAUCAGCGGCGACCAAGGGCCAGCACCAACCAUGCUGGUGACGUUGUUGCUGCAGUUGUGAAGCCCGCAGAGAUUACACUGGACACGACCAACGACGACAACGCCUGUGUAGUGUGCUUCAAGAACUUUGACAUUUACUCUAUUGGAGAUUGCGACCACCCCGUGUGCUAUGAAUGCUCGACGCGAAUGCGGGUGCUGUGCCAGCAAAACGAGUGUCCGAUUUGUCGCCACGUUCUGUCCAAGGUUCUGUUUACGCUGGAGAAGCUGCCGUAUCGGGAGCUGGAGGCGAACAGCCGCUCGGAUUUCUACAGCAAAAAGUAUCGCAUUGGCUUCUGCACAGCCGAAAUUCAGCAAAAGUUCUUUCAGCUGCUCGAUCAUCCGUGCCCAAAAUGCGAGGCGCCUCCAUAUCGGACGUUUGCAGGACUUCGCAAUCAUGUGCGGAGUGAGCACAACUUGCAUUACUGCGACCUAUGCGUGGAGACUCUGAAGAUAUUCACCUUCGAGCGACGCUGCUACACCCAGAGCGAACUGAGCUUGCAUAACAACAAGGGCGACCCAGACAAUCGCUCCCAUCGCGGGCAUCCGCUGUGCGAGUACUGCAAGAAGCGAUACGUGGACAGGGAUGAGCUGUUCCGCCACUUGCGACGGGAGCACUACUUCUGUCACUUCUGCGACGCCGACGGCUGCAACGAGUUCUACAACGACUACACAGAUUUGGCGGACCAUUUCCGGCAGGAGCACUUUCUCUGCGAGGAAGGAAAGUGCGCCACGGAGCAGUUUGUGGGUGCUUUUCGCAAUGAGAUUGAGUACAAGGCCCAUGUGGCCAAUAUGCACAGCAAGACGCUGAACAAGCAACAAGCCAAGCAGACACGCACUCUACAGCUCGAGAUUACGCUUGGCCCGCGCGGACGCAGCGGACAGAAUGAGCAGGGCAUUGCCAAUAUGAGAGCGAGGAAUGACGAAAACAACGACUAUUUGGAUGAUUUUGCGCCGUCGAGCUCGCAGCAGCGAGGCGGCCAUGCUGUCAGCAUCGAUGCCGGCAACGAGGAGCAGUUUCCAACACUGCGUGGCGCUGCCGCUGGUCCCAGUGUUUCAUUGGUGCGGCCGCCGCCGCCGUCAAUGCGCAAUCUUAGCGGCAGCUCUGGACUGGCGCGGACCAAAGAGAACUUUCCAGCUCUUGGCGGUGGCAACGCUGGUGCCGUAGCUGCUGGUGGUAGCAGUCUGGCGGCCAGAGCCGCUCAGUCUCAACAUCCCGUGGCAGCUGUCUUCAAGAAGUCGGCGAGCGCUGCCUCUGGUGGCAAUCGGGCUGGGCAGCCCAACAACGGAAUGCUUUUGCAUGUAUCAAAUCGUCCAGCGGCGAGCAAGAAACCAGCCACACCCCAGUUCGAUUUCCCCGCUCUGCCGGCGGGCAAAGGAAAAAAGAACAUGCGAAACUUGGAAGAGGAUAUGCUGCCGAGCACCUCUGCCGAGCACAUGACGAAUGUAUCGGCCAAGCAUCGCCUUCUGGUGGAUGACUACGUGUCGGUGGCCAAUCCGAGCACCUAUCACAAGCUCCAAAUGGUGCAAAAGGAGGAGUCCGAGGCUAAUGCACGUGCGGAGGCAAUGAAGAAGAAUGCACCAAAGCUGACAUCAGCCGAGUUUCCCACCCUGGGGCCAUGUGCCAGCACCAGCAGGGCAGCCGCCCCAAGGCCAAGCAACGGAUCGGCGGCCUUAAAUUGGUCCAAACCCACGUCGGAGAAGAAACAGCGAGAGCUGGAGAACCGCAAAGCGAAGGUGGCGCCUCCACCAAUGCUGCCGACACCCAAGAGUGUGCCGAAGGCCAGCAACAACAAUCAAGAGCCGCAGCCAAGUAAAAAGGAUAAAAAGCCAAAGGAGAAGAAGAGCAAUCAGGAGAACCAGCCAAAGGUCGGUCAACCGAAGCAGAAGGAGAAGAACAACAACAAUAACAACGAACAAAAGCCACCCCUCAAUGGGAAUGCAUCAACUCCGGCACGUACUCCGCCUGGACUUGCCGGUCCUGGUGCUGGUGCUGGACCCCUUAAGCCGCCGCCUGGAUUUAUCUCCAAUGUGACAGUUAACUCGGUGGCCAAGUUACCCAACAACCUGACAUUCACCAGUUCGCUGGGCGAGUCCUAUGACAUUGUGCCCAGCACAUAUUCCUACACCGAUCCACCAGAUACCCCAGCCAGGAAUCAGAAUUUGGUCGACAAGUUCAGAGAGAUACUCAAGACGCCAGAGGCAUUGAACGAAUUUAGAUCGUUGUCCUUCAAGUUUCGGGACGGCUCCUGCAAUGGUCAAGCGUACUACGAGCACUGCCAAUGCGCCAUGCUAGAGGCAUUUCAUGGCCUAUUUCCGGAACUGCUCGUGAUGCUGCCCGACAUCAACAAGCAACAGGAGCUCUAUCUGGUGUACAAGCAGAAUCUGAGCAAACUAUCAACCGGCCAGCGCAAAUCCCUGCCCAGCUUGGAAGUGUGUGCUGUCUGCAAGCAGGUCCUUUUGUCUGCCGACUUGGAUAUCCAUCAGCAGGCGCAUGCAAUGUCACAGAACUUUCCCAAGCUGGGAGGGAGCUCAAAACCGAAUCUACAGCGCCAUUGAGAUUGGGACAACACAACAGCCGAGGACAACAAAAGCUUUAUCCUGUAUAUUUUAAUGUAUAUAUAUAUUUUUUUUUGACAGGCCCCCUGAAUAAUGUUGUAUAUGAGAAUCAAAAUUGUAAGUUUAAUGCCCAACUAUGAUUUCGAACUUUGGAUUUGGAAUGGUUUUUAUGAAAGCGUUGAAAACGUUUCAUGCACCCCCACAGUUCAGGCAGCAAUGCGUUUUUAAAUUUUAUCUAAAAUGGCGAGCUUUUUGUGUAUCA